UUGCAACAUGGCGUUGUCGAGUUAAAUGUUCAGGAUGUGAAUAAUGCCAGUGAGGUUAAUAACAAUGAGUAUGCCUCCAAGAGGCUAAUGAGAAAUUCCUCAAUACUUCUCCCAGGAGAGAUAGACGAGAUCGCGAGGGAGUUUUAUGCCAAGCUUGCUGAGAAACUGGAGAAAAAAGAAAAGGUCAUCUCAGUUUUACCCACGAUGUCGAAGGCGCAACGAAUCAACAUCUACGAAGAAGCCUACAAGAAGUACAACAUCUCGUCCAAAAAGGGCACGGUCGUUGCCAAGAACAAGCGAGGACAAACCAAGGUCUUGGUUACAAAGCCACAAGUCUUACCGACCGAUGAAACAUAUCUGGGGCCUAUGCUUGAUUUUGCUAAGGAAUUCAAAGAAACAGACGAAUCCAGAGAACUAGGGCGUGGAUACGAACAGAUGGUACGACCAGAGAGACCGAAUCGAGAAAAAUUGAAGAGGGCUAAGAUGAUAAAAACACCUGGAAUGUUAAAUUCAACAGUUUGGAAGUCGUAUAUAGAUUUACACGAGUACAGGUACAUCUUAAAUCCAAAGGAAAAAUGCAUGACAGAUGAAGGGACCUAUAAGCGUAUAUCUCUACUGAUGAUUGUUGCCUCGGCGCCGAAGAAUUUUGAUCGGCGCGACGCGAUAAGACGGACGUGGGGUAUGGCAGCACGGAGCACCGCCAUGCAUCUCGAAACAGUCUUCCUGAUUGGUGCUGUGUCCAACAGGCAAGUCACCGAUGACCUCAGGCGUGAGCUCGUCAACUACGGCGACAUCGUGCAAGAGGAUUUCAUCGAUUCCUACCUCAACCUCACGAUCAAGACCGUGAUGGGAAUAAAGUGGGCCAGUAGGUACUGCCAGAACGCCAAGUUCGUUAUGAAGACAGACGACGACAUGGCUGUGAAUACCAUGAAGAUGUUGGUGUACCUCCGAACAGCGCCCUCAAGGAAUUUCGUCGCCGGCAAAGCCGCCUUCAACUUCGACAUCAUUCGGAACGUGUACGACAAAUUCUACGUGCCGUACUCGGUGACGAAAGAUGAUAAGUACCCUCCGUAUUGUAUCGGGAUUGGGUACGUUAUAUCGAUGGAUGUGGUGCACAAGACGUACAUCGCUGCCCUGCAGACGCCUCUAUUCCCAUGGGAGGACGUCUAUGUUGGUUUUUGUCUUCGUCGAAUAGGGGUGAUCCCGACGAUGAUCAAGGGCUUCAUGGGCGGAGGGUUCUUUGAUGACGCCAAAGGGGGCGCACUGAGGACGGACCACACCUCAUUGAAUCAUUUGAGAUCGUCUUACGUCAUACAUGACGUCACUGUAACUCAGUUGGGAAUGGUUUGGGGCCAAUGGGCUGGGUUGCCCCAACCAUAAGAAGGAAGGCUGUGGAGACCAUACCAAUUUGAUCAUGUUGAUCAUGGCCCUAUAGCAUAAACUUACAAAAAAUUAACCUUACGUAAUUUCAAUAUCCUUGUCCAUCACAUUUUGAAACAUGCACACUUUACAGUGAUUAUAUGACAUUAUGAAAACGCAGUUGCUAUUUAAAAAUAUGAUACAUUGAGCUGAUUUCUUGAAAGUUUUUACGAUCGUGUGACAUGAAGAUGUAAAUGUUAAAUGCAACCACGAUGGUGUAGACUGUAGAGACGGCUACAUGGAUGUUCAAUCAUUCGUGAAGAAGAACUGGUUAAAACGUUGUAUCCGAAUAGAAAUCUAGUUCAUUCAGUUGUUCACAUUAUAUAGACCUAUCUAUUUUGACAUUAUGUCCUGUUGACCUCAUUAUUGUGUAUUGUAAACUCUUACAAUACUUAACAUUAUUGUACAUUUUUUGUAUUUCAAAGAUUUAUAAUUCUGAACUUACAAAUAAUAAUUAUGUGCCGAUCCGCAAUAAAACAAAUGUCGUUCAUCAAAGUA
Molecule: messenger RNA, 1917 nt
Organism: Strongylocentrotus purpuratus (purple sea urchin)
Lineage: Eukaryota; Metazoa; Echinodermata; Echinoidea; Camarodonta; Strongylocentrotidae
Product: beta-1,3-galactosyltransferase 1-like
Exons: 1
Coding region: 88-1380 (430 amino acids)
Cellular component (GO): membrane
Molecular function (GO): hexosyltransferase activity
Source: RefSeq, a predicted model, not a curated record